Molecule: messenger RNA, 1911 nt
Organism: Papaver somniferum (opium poppy)
Lineage: Eukaryota; Viridiplantae; Streptophyta; Magnoliopsida; Ranunculales; Papaveraceae
Exons: 4
Coding region: 1-1911 (636 amino acids)
Biological process (GO): DNA integration
Molecular function (GO): nucleic acid binding
Source: RefSeq, a predicted model, not a curated record
AUGGUAAGUAUAUUCUCAGAUUAUGUGGAAAGCAUCAUAGAAGUGUUUAUGGAUGAUUUUAGCGUGUAUGGUGAUUCUUUUGACAAGUUCUUAGAUAACCUUGCACUUAUUCUUAAACGAUGCGUAGAAACUAAUCUUGUGCUUAAUUGGGAAAAGUGUCAUUUUAUGGUUAAUCAUGGGAUUGUACUAGGCCAUGUUAUAUCCUCUAACGGGUUAGAAGUGGACAAGGCUAAGAUAGAUUUGAUUCGUAACUUACAAUACCCCACAACUGUAGGGAGGUUCGCUCUUUUCUUGGUCAUGCAGAAAGAUGUGGCCUUUGAUUAUGACAAAGUAUGCAAGGAAUCUUUUGACACCUUAAAAGAGUUGUUGACUACCGCACCAAUUAUCAAACCACCGGACUGGAGCAAUCCAUUUGAGUUGAUGUGCGAUGCAAGUGAUUAUGCCGUUGGAUCCGUGUUGGGACAGCGAGAUGGUAAAGUUCCAUAUGCCAUUUAUUAUGCUUCCAAAACUCUCAAUGGAGCACAAAUCAACUACCCCACUACUGAAAAGGAGCUCCUGGCCAUAGUAUUUUCACUAGAGAAGUUUAGGUCUUACUUGAUUGGUGUGUCUGAAGAAGCGAUUCCUUUGCAUGAUAGUUUCCCGGAUGAGCAACUCUUUGCGGUUAUUGGCACAACUCCAUGGUACGCUGAUAUUGUUAACUUCUUGGUGACGGGACAAGUACCUAGUUCCAUGUCUACGUUUCAGAAACACAAGCUCAAGAAGAUUGCUAAGCAAUAUAUAUGGGAUGAACCUUAUUUGUGGAAGCAUUGCUCCGAUCAAAUGAUCCGCAGGUGUGUACUCGAAUCCGAGUUCCAAUCAAUUCUGAGUUUUUGUCACUCAUAUGCUUGUGGUGGCCAUUUCGGAGAUAAGAGGACAGCUCUCAAGGUUCUCGGAAGUGGUUUUUACUGGCCUAUAUUGUUUAAGGAUGUAUAUUUGUUUUGCAAGGCUUGUGAUAGGUGUCAAAGUACAGGCAACCUAGGUGCUAGAAACCAAAUUUGGCAACCACCAAUUCUCGCUGUUGAGAUUUUUGAUGUUUGGGAUUAUGUUUAUAAGUGGGUGGAAGCUAAAGCCACCCCUACAAAUGAUUCUCAAAUUGUUUGUGAGUUUGUGAAGGAACAUAUCUUUUCUAGAUUUGGUACACCUCGAGUGGUGAUUAGUGAUGGAGGUUCGCACUUCAAGAGAUCCUUUCACGCUCUUCUAAAGAAGUAUAAUAUUUCUCAUAAAGUUGGCACACCGUAUCAUCCACAAACGAGCGGUCAAGCUGAAAUUUCCAACCAGGAGAUUAGGUCCAUCCUAGAGAAGACGGUGAACGUUACAAGGAAGGAUUGGAUUUAUAGACUCAAUGACGCUUUGUGGGCGUAUAGGACAUCUUACAAGACACCCAUCGGUAUGUCUCCUUUUAGGCUUGUCUAUGGUAAACCUUGCCAUAUUCCUGUCGAACUUGAACACAAAGCUUAUUGGGCUAUCAAGGUAUGUAAUAUGGAAUUAGAUGUAGCUGGUGAACAUAGGAAACUUCAACUCAAUGAGUUAGAAGAUAUACGUAAUGAUGCAUAUGAAAUUUCACGCGUUUACAAAGAAAAGACCAAAGCUUUCCAUGAUAAAAUGAUUUCCCAAAAGAGUUUCGAAGUAGGGCAUAAAGUUCUUUUAUUUCAUUCUCGUCUUAAAUUGUUUCCCGGUAAACUUAGGUCCAGAUUGGUUGGACCAUUUGUUGUUACUAAUGUGUUUGUGCAUGGUGCAGUUGAAACUAUUAAUCCCAAAACAGGGCUGGUUUCCAAGGUCAACGACCAUCGUUUGAAAUCAUAUUAUGAGCAAUUUGUGACGGAGAAUCAGGAUAUGGUCACAUUGAGUGAUCCACUCCCUCUGGAAGAAUAA